Octopus sinensis (East Asian common octopus) is the source of this 1502-nucleotide messenger RNA. RefSeq names its product tRNA-splicing endonuclease subunit Sen2. Gene Ontology annotation, biological process: tRNA splicing, via endonucleolytic cleavage and ligation; tRNA-type intron splice site recognition and cleavage. Gene Ontology annotation, molecular function: nucleic acid binding; tRNA-intron lyase activity. The record is from RefSeq and is a predicted model, not a curated record. Bases 251 to 1456 code for a protein of 401 amino acids. Gene Ontology annotation, cellular component: tRNA-intron endonuclease complex. The transcript is spliced from 10 exons. Lineage: Eukaryota; Metazoa; Mollusca; Cephalopoda; Octopoda; Octopodidae.
UGGCUCUGCUUGUAACCGGUGAUAAGCAAAAACGUUCUCAAGGAAGAUUCCCUACAAUUUUCUUUAAAAAAAAUCCUAAUUUGAAUCCCAGAACUCGUUUCUCCUCUCGCCCUACAUCAAAUCAACCAGUAGUAGUUUAUACAUUUUUUACUAUGUUUUGCUGACACGAAACUCCGUUAGUUUCCAGGGACAAUACACAUAAUCAGAAACACGUGGGAGAGAAUCAGUUUCAAAACACAAACCUGCCAGAAUGUCCCAGACAAUGGCAAUAAAGAUACCUGUUCCAAGGAAGAAGAAAUGGCAAAAAACAGAGCACAGUUUUACACCAUUUGCUCAUAAAUCCAGGAAGAUGGGUUUCUACAGUGGAACCCUUCGGGGCAAUCAUGUGGUCGUGGAAUAUUCCGGGGAUGCCUAUGAUUUAUAUACAAAGGGAUGUUUUGGAAAAGGUUCGUUGUCUCGGAGUUUACCUGAGUUUCAAAAUCUUCAACCAGUAAUUGAUAUUCCAAAGGACAAUGAAUUGAUCCAACUCAAGAUUAUGAAACUCAGUAGAUAUUUUACUCACCUCAAAUGGAAAAAAUGUGUAUCAAAUGAUGACUUGUCUAUAUUGGAUGAUGAAGAUGAUGAUGGUUCUGGUGAUGCUGAACAUAAAGUUGUGCCUGACGAACCAACUGAAUCCUCUGUUGGAGCUAAAACAGAUGAAACCAUUACAAAAUAUUCCAAAGACACCAAACCGUUGUCCCAAGUAAAUAAGAACAUUCCUUUACAUCCAUUGUGUAAAAUUGAUGAAGAUGCUGCUAAUGUUUUUGUGGUUGACCAACGUCGACUGAAAUCAGAAACUGUAGAAGACAAUUCCAGGAGAUCCACCCAAUGGUUACCCUCAUUGAAACAAGACCCUUAUUCUAUGGGAGAGGUUCUUCUACUUAUAUAUGAAGAGGCAUUUUUUCUGACAUACGGUCUUGGUUGUUUACUUGUCAAGGAUAAUCAAGGUAAUCCACUGAAGAUUUCUGAAAUGUGGAAAAAACUCUACAAAAACAGGUCUGACUUUCUUCCCAAUUACAUUGCUUACCAUUAUUACCGAAGCCAAGGAUGGAUCCCCAAACCUGGAAUUAAAUUUGGAUGUGACUUCAUUCUCUACAAAGACGGUCAGUUAUUCUACCACGCCACUUAUUCUGUGUUAGUAUUGAUGGUAGAAGAAGGGUCCCUGGAAGAAGACCCUCGAUGGUCAGUCCGAAAUCUUGAUUGGAUGACACUGGCCGGACUUGACCGAAUGAACGAACAUGUCAGUAAACAACUGAUGUUUUGUUAUGUGAUAAAACCCAAGGACAUUUCCGAAGAGGAACUGCUCUCACCAAACUGUAUCUCCAGGUUUAAAGUUCAGGAAAUCUUAAUGUCUCGGUGGAUAUCAAGUCAAGACAGAGAGAAGAAGAACGAAAAAUUGCCCGAAGAAUUUCCUUGACCCAGCUUUAAUCUUAAAGACAAAUAAAAGCUUUAUUAAUUUUUCA